CAGCCUCCUCUCUCUCUCUCUCUCUCUCUCUCUCUCGCUCUCUGACUCUCUCUCUCUCUCACACACACACACACACACACACACACACACACAGUCUCACACACCUCUCAGUUGCUGGUGAGCUUAUUCAGCAACGACCUGAGGAAGGAGAGAAACACCCAACACAAAGAAAAGGAGGAAAAGAGAAGAACCAGGAGGAUCAGGAUGAAGGCGCGUGUGCUGUGCAGUGUGCUGCCACCCCCCCGCUGCCUUCCCACACACUCUGUCCGCCGGUUCGCCUCCCCGCUGCUUGUCCCCCUCCUCCUGCUCCUGAGCAGCAGCAUCAGCAGCGGCAGCAGCAUCGGGGCCGUCCCUUCCCCGUUCCACCUGGCCCCGGACACCCCGGCUCCUGCCGAGCCCACCCCGACCCAGUCCACCCCGCGCCCGGACCCCUGCGAAGGCCGCCCCUGCCUCAACGGGGGCUUGUGCCUGGCCCUGCCCUCUGCCGGCAGGCCGGAGGACACCUGGGAGUACACCUGCACCUGCAGCCAGGGCUUCACGGGACACAACUGCGAGUUUUUCACAGAUCCUUGUACCAGCAGCCCCUGUCUCCAUGGAAACUGCAGCCGGAGCAGCAGCGGGGGGGAAGAGGGGGGGCCGGCCUUCACUUGUGAGUGCAGCGAGGGCUACGAGGGGGAGAGGUGUGAUCAGAUCCUAUUGGACCUGCCGGCCGCUGACUGGGACCCUGCCACCCCCUCAGAUCCUGGCCUGGCUACCCCUGUGGCCUCCACCACCGCAGCUGCCACUCAGCCGUCAGAGCCCACCGACUCUCCCACCACCACCACGCCAGCUGCUCCCACCCUGCCGCCAUGGCAACCCAAACCUGGGCAGAGGCUGCUGGUGGUGCCGUGGGAGGCAGACAGGGUGACAGAGAGUCUGCACUGUGUGAGUCCUGAGCUGUGUGAGCUGACAUCAGGAACUUUGACUGUAUCUCUGGAGGUGCCUGAAGAGACAGCUGUAAAGGUGGUGGUGAAUGCCAGCGGAGCUCCAGAGCUUUGGCGAUUGAAUGAAGAGGGUUACCUCCGUUCGUCCAUUUCCAACGGCACUGUGGUGUGGUUCCUGCAGGCCCCUGAUGGACUGGUGGUGCCAGACCAAUCGCUGCCCCUGGGACAGAACUACUUCCUCAGUGUGAUGCAUGUGGGCGCCCCCACAGCCCCGGAAGUCACCCUGCGCCUCAACCUGACGGUGAAGGCCAGCAGCUGUGUGGAGCCCGGCAGCAGCUUCAGUGACCCUCAGUGCUCGGGGAAAGGCCAAUGUAUCACACAGCCCUCUGAGAGCACUUUCUUCUGUGAGUGUGAGGACGGCUACACUGGAAUCUUCUGUGAGGAGUUUGACGCCUGCCUCCACCGGCCGUGUCACAACAACGGCACCUGCACUGACGUGAGACAGGGAGGGCAAGGCCGCAACUUCACAUGCAGCUGCACUUCAGGUUAUGAAGGGGAGCGCUGCCAGUUGCUGGUCGACCACUGCCUCUCUCAUCCCUGCAAAAAUGGAGCCACUUGUUUCAGCAGCCUGGCGGGGCCCAGGUGCUACUGUCCCGAAGGUUACCAGGGCGCUACAUGUGAGCAGAAGGUUGAUCCAUGCGCCUCCGGCCCCUGUCACAAUAACGGGACGUGCUACGCCCAGGGCCCCAGCCCCCUCGGGUUCGGCUGCAGCUGCACAGCAGGCUUCACCGGCCCAACAUGCGCCCAGCUGGUGGACUUCUGCGCCCUGAACCCCUGCGCCCACGGUGUCUGCCGCAGCACAGGCAACAGCUACAGGUGUCUGUGUGUCCCAGGCUACCAUGGCUUGUACUGUGAGGAGGAGUACAAUGAGUGUCUGUCGGCCCCCUGCCAGAACUACGCCACCUGCAAGGACCUUAUCAACGCCUACGAGUGUGUCUGCACACCACAGUUUGAAGGUAGACACUGUGAAAUCUACCAGGAUCCAUGUCUGAAGGUGCGUUGCCAGAACGGAGGCCGAUGUGAGAGCACGGGACUCAACGCCUCCUGUGCCUGCCCUCCUGGAUACCUGGGGGAGGAAUGCGAGGUCGACGUCAACGACUGCGAGAGCAACCCUUGUCACCAUGGAGGCACCUGCACUGACCAAUCAAAUGGCUUCACCUGUCACUGUCCACCUGGGUGGGUGGGGCCCAACUGCGAGAUCCACCUGCAGUGGAAGCCAGCACACACUGAGGACACUCUGACCAACAUGCCACGACACUCCCUCUACAUCAUCAUCGGAGCGCUGUGCGUGGCCUUCGUCCUCAUGCUAAUCAUCCUCAUCGUGGGCAUCUGCCGCAUCAGCCGCAUCGAGUACCAGGGCUCGUCUCGCCACGCCUACCAGGAGUUCUACAACUGCCGCAGCAUCGACAGCGAGUUCAGCAACGCCAUCGCCUCCAUCCGCCACGCCAGAUUCGGUAAGAAGGCCCGGCCUGCCAUGUACGAUGCCACCCCCAUCGCCUAUGAAGACUACAGUCCUGAUGACAAGCCGUUGGUUACCCUCAUCAAGACGAAGGAUUUGUAAAACACAACCACAUACGACUGCAUACACACACACAAAAACAAGCACACACAAACAUACACACACACAUGCAUAAUGGAAGUCAGUAUAUAGUAUUUAACUAUUUCUUAUGGAAAGUAACAACUAAAUUAAAUUGAAUGUAAAAAAACAAAAAAAUCAUACUCUGUAGUUUAAAAAAAAAAUAAAUCUGGAAUUUGAUACGUCUAUUUUCCUGUCAAAGUCCACGAUAAGGCUUUAUUGUAGCAUAACAGCAUUCUUUACAUUAUAAGUUAUUGAUGACAGGCGCCAUGACAUCUAACCUCUGUGUGUGGGUGGAGCCAGAAAACACAGGGGCCCACAUCUCUUAGCGUUAAACUGCGACAGCUCUGACAACAGUUCUUACAGGUGUUGUAGAAAUAGGUGCACUGCUCACGGGUGCAUAAACUGUAUCUUUUUUCUAUAUCUACAAUAAACUUCUGCUGUAGGUUGCCUUACUUCGUGCAUGGUUAGAUUUGAUGUUAUCUGCAUUAUUUCAAAAAUCUUUUGUACUUGAUUGUUUGUUGUUAUGUUUUUUUUUUUGUUUUUCAUUGCAUUGUAUUUUUCUCUGUCGAGAUUGUGCCAAAUAUUUCAUUUGUUGUCAGUAGAUCAAAUACAUCUAUAAAAUGCUAUAGGCACUGAAUUUUCCUUAUUUUUAAUACAUACAGUAUUGUCCUGUUAUUUACAUGCAAGUGUUAACGAAUAGCAAAGAAAGUGGGUUUACUGGAGUAUUAUGACCCUGCCAUUGCCACUGUAUGUACUUCAGUGAUAUUUAGGAUAAUAGGUAGUGUAGGUAUAUUUCUCAGUGCACAGACACAUAGUGGGUUUUACUCAGUCCACCUGUUAAUCCCAAAUGUACAAAUUCACCGAUAGUAUUGGCAGUGUAGAAUAGUUUCUGGAUGACAGUUUCUCUGUUGGAGUGGACGAAGGGGAGGAGGAAGAGGAGGAAGAAGGAUGAUAUCUACUCCAGAAUAUUUGUGCUUCUGUGUUCUGCCAAUGGAAAACUCUGUGCAGCUGUGUUGUUUCCCACCCAAGGUCAAGAGAAGUUUUACCGAUACGUUCAGCUGAUCCUCUAAUAUUUUCUUUCUCUCAUUUUAAGCACAGCAGCCACAUGAUUACCUAUUAUCUAUGUUGAAUGAUAUAAACAAUAAAGAAUCAAGUGAACUUAGACUACA
Molecule: messenger RNA, 3731 nt
Organism: Platichthys flesus (European flounder)
Lineage: Eukaryota; Metazoa; Chordata; Actinopteri; Pleuronectiformes; Pleuronectidae
Gene: dner
Product: delta/notch-like EGF repeat containing
Exons: 13
Coding region: 205-2544 (779 amino acids)
Biological process (GO): heterophilic cell-cell adhesion; establishment or maintenance of epithelial cell apical/basal polarity
Cellular component (GO): plasma membrane; protein-containing complex
Molecular function (GO): calcium ion binding
Source: RefSeq, a predicted model, not a curated record